AUGACGCAAUCUAACAUCACUGCCCAAUCCCUGCCGUCGGAAGCCGAGUCGCCACAAAGUGCUCUCGGCGAGUCCCCUGCGGCACCUGUGAAAGGUGAGACAUGCGGCGUCGGCUCGCCCCUGAUCGCCUGUAUAUCAAGGACUCGGGCUUAUUGUAUCAUCCUCAUACAUUCAGGCGAGUCAUUUGCAAGCCUCAGCGAGCUGUCUGCCGAGGGGCUGCCACUUCCCCUGGAGGUCGCCGAAGAAAGGCUGGCCGCCAUGGGCGCACACAAGGUCUUCGAGAAGGUGGGCCUCAAGGGGGAUGGGGCUUGCAACCUAGAUCGCUACGCCGAGUCCUGCUUCCCCUCCAUCCCGGACCAGACCCCCGUCUCCCUGGAGGUGCACGAUGCCGCCUGCCCGGGCAUGGUCCACUCCCUGCGCAUGCGCUACUGGAGCAACAACCGCGGCCGGAUGUACCUGCUGGAGGAGACCGCGCCCAUGGUCGCCCUGCACCGCCUCACGGUGGGAGACGUGGUCGUCUUUGGGCAGGCCAAGGACGGCAGGCUGUGCGUGGUCGGGCGCAAGGGCCUGCCGACAGACCGCAUGCGGCGCCGGGUGUCGUCCCCCGUGCCCCCCCGGCCCGCAGUCCCCAGCCCCACCGGGGACAAACGGGCGCAUGGCGUGGGUUCAGGCAGCCGGGGGCUGUCCUCCAAGCGUCAGGCGACCAGGAAGAUGAACUCCCUGUAUGACUACUGGGCCGGCUUCUCUCUGCCGCCGCGCACCGACGGCGUGUUUCGUGCUGUGUAUGGCGGAGCGAUGGGCGGACCCCAGGACAACAAGGCAAGACGGUUCCUGGAAGUCACACAUGUGUCGGCUCAGCAUGGAGCCUGGUCCGUGACCGUUUCCGUCGCCGACGAAGUGUUCCAGGCAUUCUUCGAGGACUACGACACGGCCUGUGCCCAGUUCAACGCCUCUGUCCAGGGCACAUGA
This is a messenger RNA of Auxenochlorella protothecoides, 969 nucleotides long. Its product is annotated as B3 domain-containing protein VP1. Gene Ontology annotation, molecular function: DNA binding. The record is from RefSeq and is a predicted model, not a curated record. NCBI's taxonomy places the organism in Eukaryota, Viridiplantae, Chlorophyta, Trebouxiophyceae, Chlorellales, Chlorellaceae. The transcript is spliced from 6 exons. The coding region runs from base 1 to 969 and encodes 322 amino acids.